AAAUGACUGAAACAACUCCACAAAUUACAACAAUCUUAUCAAAAUCAAUGUCUGAAAUCGUGUUUUCUGCCUUCCUCUCUGUGAUCUUUGAGAAGCUGGCCUCUGCAGCUUUAGAGAAACUUGCUCCAUACAAUGAUAUUAAUUCUGAGGUGAAGUAAUUGCAGCGGUCAUUAUACCAGAUCCAAGAUGUGCUUGCUGAUGCUUCUCAGAAAGAGAUAACCAUUCGGUCUGUGAAACGGUGGCUGAAUGAUCUCCAACAUUUGGCUUACGACAUAGAGGACAUAUUGGCCGACAUAGCAACCGAAGCUACGCAUCGUGAGUUCACCGACAAAUCAGAAGCCCACACCAGCAAGGUAAGAAAGUUCUUCUCAAAUCCUUUUUCAAAGCAUUCAUUAUGGACCAGGAUGAUGAAGGAGAAGAUAAAUGAUAUUACUACCAAGUUACAAGAUCUAUGCCUACAUGUUAUUUGCUCAUAAUAUAUCUGACUACUGCUACGCUAUAUACUUAUCUCUCUUUUGUCUAUUUAGCUGUUGGUUGUUUUGGAGCCGGGGGUCUCUCAGGAAGCAGCCUCUCUAUUAUGAGGAUAGAGGCAAGGUUUGCCUACAUCCCACCUCCCCCAGACCCUACCAAUAGUUCAGCUAUUUGUGGGAUUUACUGGGUAUGGUUGUUGUUGUUGUUGUUGUAUUACCAAGUUACAAGAUCUAAUAGAGGAUAAAGCUACUCUUGGUUUAGUUGUGAAAGAGGAAACUAAGUCGAAAAAUAUAAAUAGAAUAUUACAAACCUCUAUAGUCCAUGCAUCUAGUAUUGUUGGACGACAAGCUGAGAAAGAGACCUUGGUCCACCAAUUACUACUAGAUGAACCAUGUGAUCAAAACUUUAGCAUUGUUCCCAUAGUUGGUAUGGGCGGGGUGGGCAAAACUACUCUAGCUAGACUUUUGUACGAUGAAAAGCAAGUCAAGGAUCACUUCCAACUCAAGGCGUGGGUUUGUGUUUCAGAUGAGUUUGAUAGCUAUGGUAUAAGCAAAGUUAUCUUUCAAUCUGUGGCAGGAGUAAACAAGGAAUUUGCAGAUUUGAAUCUGCUUCAAGUAGAUCUUAAAAAUCACCUAAGGGAGAAAAGGUUUCUUUUGGUAUUAGAUGAUGUGUGGAGUGAAAGCUAUGACGAUUGGGAAACAUUAGUAGGCCCGUUUCAUGCAUGUGCUCCGGGGAGUAAAAUUAUCAUGACAACACGGAAGCAUCAGUUGCUCAAAAAGUUGGGUUACAAUCAUCUAAUCCAGCAAUUGGAGAGCCUGUCAAAUGAGGAUGCUUUAUCUUUAGUUGCAAUACAUGCAUUAGGUGUAAAUAACUUUGAUUCACAUUUAUCACUCAAAAAACAUGGUGAAGGUAUCGUGAAAAAAUGUGAUGGUUUGCCGUUGGCUUUGGUUGCACUUGGGAGAUUAUUAAGGACAAAACACGAUGAAGAAGAAUAUUGGGAAGAAGUUCUAAAUAGUGAGAUAUGGAGGUUACAGGAUGUAGGUGGAAUUCUUCCGGAUCUUAUUCUAAGCUACAAUGACCUUUCUGCCCGUCUAAAGCAGUUGUUUGCUUAUUGCUCCUUGUUCCCCAAGGACUUCUUGUUUAACAAGGAGGAACUAGUUCAAUUAUGGAUGGCAGAAGGGUUUUUGCCCCAGUUAACUCCAAGCGAUUCUAAAGAAGAACGUUUUGGUCAAAAAUGCUUUGACGAGUUGUUGUCAAGGUCAUUUUUUCAACCUGCUCUUAAUAAUAAAUCAUUGUUUGUAAUGCAUGACCUCAUGAAUGACUUGGCAACGUCUGUUGGCGGCGAGUUCUUUUUAAGAUUAAGAAAUGAGAUGGACAAGUAUAUAAGGAAGAAAACACUUGAAAAGUAUCACCACAUGUCAUUUGUUCGAGAGGAAUAUGUAGCUUACAAGCAGUUUGAAGUACUCAAAGGAGCUAAAAGUUCUUCCUUCGAACCGACUUGUCCAAACAAGCAUUCUAUUGAAACUAACAAUCCGAACCAAACCAAACUAACAGGGUGAUUUUGAUGCACCUGCAGCAGUCAUAGAGGUCACAGAGGCUGAGAUAAUCAACGUAUAAGACUGUCGAGUUCAUCUAGAGAUGAAUACUAACAAAAUGUAGAUUUAUAAGUCAAGGAGCGAAAAGAAAGGAAGUCGAAAGGAAAGUUUAAAUUAACUAUCGUAUUCCCGAGUUCGAAGGAAACGAAACGAAAAGAUUUUAUGUGUUAAAACAUCUUUCCUUUCAAAUCUCUCCAAUUUGGAGUGAUUCAAUAUGAAGGAAAUAAACAUAAUUUUUCUUUCAUUUCUCUCAGUUUUCUUCCUUAAAAAACCUCUAGAACACGAUUUUUUUCUGACAUCAUUCCAAAUCACUUCUUUUCCUUUGUUAGAUGAAACUCUGGAGAUAAUAUCUAGUCCUAUGUUGAUUUGUUUUUAGCGUUUUACACUUUCCACUAGAAAUUUGUAAAUAUUGUUGGGGAAUUUUGUAAACACAGAUGAUCUGAGAGGCAUGUAAUCACUUUCAGAUCAAAUUAUUUCGUUGGUUCUCCCGAAUAAUUCAAUCGGAUACAGCUCGGAAUUUCAAGAACAAGAACUAGUAUGUG
Helianthus annuus (common sunflower) is the source of this 2608-nucleotide messenger RNA. Its product is annotated as putative disease resistance RPP13-like protein 1. The transcript is spliced from 3 exons. Lineage: Eukaryota; Viridiplantae; Streptophyta; Magnoliopsida; Asterales; Asteraceae. Gene Ontology annotation, biological process: defense response to other organism. Gene Ontology annotation, molecular function: ADP binding. Bases 900 to 2030 code for a protein of 376 amino acids. The record is from RefSeq and is a predicted model, not a curated record.